AUGAGGAGAUUGGAGUAGACACAAUUAGAAUAAAAUUAGUAUCAAAAUCAAGAUUAAAACUCUGAGAUUAUUUUGGGGGAUUCCCCACCAGAUUAUUAAGACGAAGAAGUUCAAAUAAUAAAAUGCCCGCCAACUAAAUCUUUAGUACUCUGUAAAAAUCUCAGCAUGAAGUAAUAUAGAACACUACUCAGACCAUUUAGACAAGUCAUGCAAUUCAACCCCUAUCAGAACUUUCAUAUAUACAACAUAGGUAAGAGGCUGAGAAAUGCUUUGAAGAAAAAGAAUAAAAAUGAUCCAUACGCUGUUGUGUGCCGAAAUUUGAUGAAUGAAAUAGGCAUUCAGAAGAAGUCUCAUGGAAUCUCUAAGUAAAUAAGAGUGAUCUAGCCAAUCAGUAAUCAUAAUCUUGAAAGAUAUAUGAAAAAAAUUUAGGUUAUGAAGAAGUUGAGAGCCUUAAUGUCAAUUGAUAUUGGUAUUAUUGAAAGAAAUGCACAGGUUGAUAACUCACUAGCUUAAAUUCAGCAUAGGAUUUUUCAACCCACUCAACCUCAAGCCAUCGGAGGAUAAACUGGUAAUUAAAGAAAAGGUAGAAAACCAGAUAGUAGCAAGCAAAUUUAGAGCGAUAAAAGCAACCCUGGUGCUCCUUAAAUAACAAAUAUAACUGUUUCAAAAAGAGGACAUGCUAUAAUUUAACCAGUCAUUAAUACUAGUUUAUUUACAAAUUCUAAUCAAGUAGAGCUUGAUAAUCAGGCAGUUUAAGAGGGAUUCAAACACAUCAAGGAAUUAAUGAACAAGAACAAUUUAAAUAAUAUCAAUUAGUAAAAACCUAUAAGCAGUGUUCCGAUAUCAUAGAUCAGAAUACAGGCUCCAAAAAAACCAGAUUUGAAUAAAGCAAGACUAAAGCCUGGACCGAAACCUAAGCAUGGAGGUACUCUAAACAUGUCUUAGUCAGUUCAUAAAAUUAAAAGACCUCGUGGAAGACCUCCUUAAAGUACUCCUGGCCAUGCUAUUGGUCAUACGUCAUCAGUGAAUGACCUAUUUAAAAAUGCUAUUCAAAAUAAGGUAGCAAAUGAUGUGAAUAAUAUCAGAUAAGAAUAAUCUGGGGUUAAAAGAUCAAACAAUGUUUGUAUAUGGAGAGAUAAGUUGAAUAUAAAAUAUGACAUGGAUAUCAAGACCAUGAUUAUAAACCUCCAGAACUUCUUCAGCAAAAUGAAUAGUCUGUCUGUUGAUACAUCCAACCCUAGAGUAAUUUUAAGCGAAUCUGAGCAAGCUUAGCUUAAAUAUAAUGUUGACAAGUCAUUGAAAUGGCUUGUUGAAAAGAUCCUAAAUGCUAAAAUGCAGCCAAUUGCUAUAACUGUGAAUUCUCAGGGACAAAAUAACUAAGAUAUAAUAGAGGCCUUCUAAGAUAAGAGAUAUAUGAGUAAUAUUUUUAACAUCAUCGACAAAUAAUUGCCAUUGUAUCUCACUCCUAAAUUUUUGCAAUACUUUGAUUUCAAUGUCGCUUAGGAUAGAAAUUAUUUGAAAUAGAGGGUGAAAUUUAUGAGUGCCCAGCUAGGAUUCUAGGCAGUAACUUGCUCUAAUAAGCCAAAAGCCAAUUUCUAAUUUGUUCCAUUUAAAUGCUUAGUAGGCAAUUCCUAAUGGGUAGCAUAGAGAGAUAAGAAAUUAGGCUCUAAUUAUAAAUCACCUGAGGGGCUUGAUUUUAAUGUCGGAAUAUGCUAGUUUUAUGCUGAGUAUUGUCGCGAACUAGAUGCGAGAGGAUAACCUAUAAGUCCUUAUAAAUUAGUAAGGUUUGAAUGUACUCAUAGUCACCCUCUAACUUUGGAAUAUGAAAGAAUCUUGCUAGAAUGA
Molecule: messenger RNA, 1845 nt
Organism: Stylonychia lemnae
Lineage: Eukaryota; Ciliophora; Spirotrichea; Sporadotrichida; Oxytrichidae
Source: the annotation of a GenBank genome assembly